AUGGGGAAGCCCCGGAUGAUCAUCUUGGUGCGCCAUGCACAGUCCGAAGGCAACAAGAACCGAGAUAUCCAUCAGACUAUUCCAGACCAUCGAGUAAAGCUCACGACUGAAGGUCAUCGACAAGCAAAAGAGGCAGGCCAGCGACUCCGAGACCUUCUUCAUCCCGAUGACACCCUUCACUUCUUCACUUCUCCUUACCGUCGGACGAGAGAGACUACCGAGGGGAUCCUCGAAUCCCUAACAUCCGACACGCCCUCUCCAUCCCCGUUCCCUAGACAUACCAUCAAAGUUUACGAAGAACCCCGACUGCGGGAACAAGACUUUGGGAAUUUCCAACCAUGCUCUACAGAAAUGGAACGCAUGUGGAUGGAGCGGGCAGAUUAUGGCCAUUUCUUCUACCGGAUACCUAACGGCGAGUCCGCGGCGGACGCCUACGACCGAGUGAGUGGGUUCAACGAAUCACUCUGGCGCCUCUUCGGCGAAGACGAUUUUGCAAAUGUGUGCGUUCUUGUCACUCAUGGUCUCAUGGCACGAGUAUUCCUCAUGAAAUGGUACCACUGGAGUGUGGAGUACUUUGAGGACCUUCGCAAUAUCAAUCACUGCGAGUUCGUCGUAUUGACCCAUAAUCCUGAAAAUGGCAAAUAUACUCUACAAAAUAAGUUGCGGACGUGGUCGGAUUUGAAGAAAGACCGAGAACGUGAAACCGCAACUAAAGAGACGAACCAUACACCCACUCCUCUGCCUACCCACAUCCCAAUUCGACGGAAAUGGGGCGGUUGUCCAGACGGCUGCAGUCAUGGUACAUCUGCAGAGGGGAAACAACUAUUGCGAGCCAAUUUGUUGAGCUCCAUGCGGCAAGGGACUGAUCAUUCACAAUCCAAGCAUCUCGACGAACAUGGCCACAGCUUUGGCUCUAAGCUCCACAAAUCAGUGUCUAUCGACGAGGUGGUAUCUUCUUCAGAAGAAAGUACCACUCCAAAUAAUCUCUCUCGGAAACUGAGCACUCACCACGCCUCCAAUCCACGACAAGGAAGUGAUGACAGUAUCGGAGACAACCCCAAGCAUUAUGAGACAAGCUCGGAGACCCAGCCAGCACAGCUGUUGCCCCCAAAGCGACACAAUCAACAUGGAUUGAACCGAAAUAGCGAGGAUCACAUGUACCAUCCACCAGCCGUCUCAUCUUCAUCCUCUGCACAUCUGAAGUAUGCUCUCCUCCACUUAGGCGGCCGUGACGGCGGUGGCUCCAUGAGCGGAGCAAAUAGCUUAGCUCCAUCCGACGACGAAGGAGACCAUGAUGACCAUCGUCGCCAUUCUGCAUCAAGCUCCAACACCAGCAGCAACGUGUCACACGCCAACCAACAACACUUCCAAUUCCCAUCUCAAGCACAAGGACCAGUCCCCUCCCAGGAACUUGAAGAUGACGGCGAUGAUGAGAUGAGCGUAAACUCCAAACUACGAAAGCCUCGACCACACCAUCACCACCACCAUCAUCACCACCAUCUCUCCACGAGCAACCAACCCGAGCACCGUAUGGCCAACAUCCUAGGCGAUGGGGACGAGGUCUCCAACCCCUCUGAAACACGAACACCACCACCGGAUAGCUCAACAGCAGACCAUCCCGAUACCCCGGAAAUAACUCUGGAAGAGCAACAAAAAGAAGACCAAAGCAUCAGAGGAAGCGUCUACUAA
Molecule: messenger RNA, 1689 nt
Organism: Penicillium nucicola
Lineage: Eukaryota; Fungi; Ascomycota; Eurotiomycetes; Eurotiales; Aspergillaceae
Product: acid phosphatase DET1
Exons: 2
Coding region: 1-1689 (562 amino acids)
Molecular function (GO): phosphatase activity
Source: RefSeq, a predicted model, not a curated record